AUGGCGGACGAAAUUCAUCAGACCACCUCCAAACUUCUUAUUUUCACUGCCCCAAAUUUAUGCUUUGAUUGCAUUCAGAAAACGUCAAUAGAUGAACAGAAGGGUGACAUUUGUUUCCCUUUGCGCCUCAUAGAGGUUCGAGUAAAUUCUAGCAAUUGCUGGAAGCAGACAACCUUUAGUUUCAACGAAAACUCAAACGUGGUCUGCGAUCGCAAGGUCCACAACAAUGGUAACGAUGUCGAACUCACUGACGAGAGUGACGUUACGAUCGAGUAUGACCCACUGGCGAUACAGGAAUCGGUUUGGUUCUACCUUGAGAGUGAAUUUAAGAAUGGUGAAAACAUUAGCUCCUCCUCGCCCUCUCAGCCGUGUGGAUCUGACGCAGAAUUUCACAUACCUGAUGACGAACAUGCCUCUUCAAACAGCGAUGCUCUUCAGAAAGAAUUCGAAGAUAUACGAUCUGCUAGUCAAAAGCUACUUGUCAGUGACAAAGCUGAAAGUUGCAGCAGUUCAAGUGGAGAUAUUGAUCGUGAUAGCAGAGGGCUGAAGAGGAAGGCUGAGGAAUAUCAGAAUCUUGAUCACAUUGAUACACAUCAACUGACAAUGGAAGAUAUUUAUACUCAGGACAAGUACCUUUCUUCAAGUGAUAGCUGCAGCCCAGCUAAAAGAGAAGCCAGAAUGCGAAGUCCCAUAUCGAUCAGCUGUCGAGGGAGUUUAAAUGGUUCAUUUCAAAAUGACAAUAACUCUCACGAGCAUGGCUCUUCUCCUUGUGUACUGAUGGUACCCAGAGUCAGUGGGAACCUCACUUUGCUGAGAGACUGUACUGAGGAGAAUUCUAUCGUAAAUAUACUCUUUAUUGUUAUCCAAGUGAAUGACAUUCGUGAUGUUCAAGUCAAAUCAGGUGUGAGUGCUGGCAACUUUGUCGCUCUGUCUUCACUGGUUAUUGCUGAUGAUUCCAAAUCUUGUUUUAAGCUUACGUUAUGGAGAGAGGCGUCCAGAUGGACUGAGAAAAUAAAUCCAGGUGAUUUUGCUGUGGCAACUGCUAUCAAGAUUGGGAAAUGGCGCGAUGAAUAUGUUGGAAAAACAACUUUCAAUUCGGGAUUUUACAACCUUCAUCAGCCCAAAGCAACCCUCUCAAAAGGUUGUUUAAACUUGGUUUCACAAGUACGGCUUAAUUCCCUUGUGACGUGGGUUAGAUCAGAGCAUUCAUACCUUCUCACUGGGGGCCAUUUAAAGAAAAAUGUUGAAUUUACAGAAAUUACUCAUCUUCACAAUAAUACUUUGGUCCACUUUAGAGGCAAACUGAUCAGUGUCCACAGGGCUUCGUCGUCAUCAAACACCUAUCAUUUUGGUGUGCAACAGCUGACCAAGAUAUCGACAGUUCUAUCUGACCGCCCAAGCGAGGAAGUAGAGCUGUUUUUGUGGGGAAGACAGGCUGCGUGGGAAAACCAACUGCAAGAAGGAUUUGGGCAAAUCUGGGAAUUCCAGUUCCUUACCGCUAAGUUCAACAGUGACAGUGGCCGCAUGACGCUACACUCAACGUCCCGGUCAACAAUGUACAAAUUGAAUCCGCAAGACAAAAAUGCCCGAUGUAUCAUGUCACGAUUUAAUGGAGGCGUCACGGAAAUAACUAAAUUCGCAAACAUACGAGAUCUGCUUGAGUCAAAAUACACUGGCCUUGCUGAAUUUGAAGCUAAGAUUUCAUCUGUUCGUUUUAACAGUGCAAAUGAGGUCAUCGUUGUGGACAAAACCGAAUCCGCAAGCACUAAACUGCGCAAUAAGCUCGACAAAAUAGUGUAUAUUGGCUGUGGGUCUUGCUCGCGUGUUCUUCCGCAAGAUCAGAACAGCGUUUACGGUCAGUGUUCGCAUUGCGUUGUCACUGAUCCUAACUAUAAAUACACGGUAGGCCAUUAUUACAAACCGUUGACCUUUUGCUUAAGUGACGGUCAUAUGUCUGUCGAAGUAGACGCGUUUAACAGCGUCACAACCGGUCUCUUUGGAGAUUUUCCUGCCAAGACCUUGUGGCAAAGAACAGCAAAUGCGUCGUUACGUGAUAACAGUUAUUUAGAUGGUUUCCUUGAGUGUGUUGGUGCCUUGCUCAAAGGGAAUAUUUACAAAUCGAUUGUGGCGUGCCGUAUAGAGCUUGACGAAAACAGCUUUGUCGAAAACAGAUAUUUCACUCUUCGGGAAAUCCAUUCCUUGUGAGUAUUUUCACGAAAUUAUUGAAAUUCGUGAUGUACUUGGGAAUUCUUUGGCAACUUACCUGACUUUUUUUUUAACGCUUAUGCUGCACAAAAAAGGCCUGUGUGAACGAAUGAAACUUCGGUUUUCGACAAAUCUGUUUUGGAGAUCUCGCUAUGACUUUGUAGGAAAGAACAGAAAAUGCGUCGUAAUAUGUAUGUAGAUAAUUUCCUUGAGCGUUGGUGUUAAUGUCAAGGGGAAUUUUGUCAAAGUCUCGAUUAUUUCGUGGCUCAGAAUAGAGAGUCUUUUAUUUCUCAUUCUUGCCGUAACCUACAUUAUGCUUCACCUUUCGCAGUUCACGUAUCUCAUAACGCAAUUUUUUGUUUACAGAAACAGUUUCAAUAAAUCCCUGAUAUCAUGAUUUUACCUUUAAAUUAUUGUUCAGUCAUUUGGAAGACAAAAAAAAUGCGGGGAAAAAAAACAGUGACUCAGUGGCUUUGGAAAGUUAUCGAACUUUUAUUCUUAAAAUU
Molecule: messenger RNA, 2711 nt
Organism: Pocillopora verrucosa
Lineage: Eukaryota; Metazoa; Cnidaria; Anthozoa; Scleractinia; Pocilloporidae
Source: RefSeq, a predicted model, not a curated record